Molecule: messenger RNA, 1269 nt
Organism: Pristis pectinata (smalltooth sawfish)
Lineage: Eukaryota; Metazoa; Chordata; Chondrichthyes; Rhinopristiformes; Pristidae
Gene: mrpl39
Product: mitochondrial ribosomal protein L39
Exons: 10
Coding region: 190-1233 (347 amino acids)
Cellular component (GO): mitochondrion
Molecular function (GO): RNA binding; nucleotide binding
Source: RefSeq, a predicted model, not a curated record
CUCCCGCGUGACGUCAGACGCAGGCGGGGUGCGGGCGGCGAGGCGGCGCUCCGGGAGCGGGCGGCGAUCGCGGAGCCGGGCGGUCGGUGGCGGGCGGCCGGUCGGUCCGGUUACCCGGGAUACGGGACAGGAGACGCGGCGGCUGCGUUCCCCCCUCUCUACCGUCCUCCCCGCUCACCCCCAGUGGCCAUGGGGGCCGGCUGUGUCCCACCGAUCUGGGCUCGAUGCGGCCGCUUUCUCUCGACAUCUGCAGCCUCCCGCCUGUCGAGCACAGAGCUGCUUCAGAAGCGCAGCAAGCUGUUCGAUCAGGAGAAGGCCAGGCAGCAAGCACUGGUGCCGCGGAUCGAGAAGAUCGAAGUUAAACAUGUGGGGAGGCCUGAACCGGGAGCAGUGUUCAUCAUGAACAAGGGCCUGUCAACACCCUACAACUGUGCCAUGCACAUCAGCAACUGGUGUGUCAGGCGGUCUAUACUUGCACUUGUAGAUGGAGAGGUCUGGGACAUGUACAAACCCCUGGACAAAUCCUGUGACAUCCAGUUCCUCACCUUUACGGAUGAGAACCCUGAAGUCGUUAACCAGGCUUAUUGGCGAUCGUGUGCCAUGAUGAUGGGCUAUGUCCUUGAGACAGCGUUUAAAGAUGAGUACGCUGUUGAGCUGAUCCGAGCACCAGAAGUAGCAGUGAUCGCUGGAGCUUUCUGUUACGACGUGAUAUUGGACAGCCGGUUGGAUGAUUGGAAACCCUCGGAGGAGAACUUACGGUCCCUGACUCAAGAGGCUCACCGGCUUAUCCAUAACGACCUGCCCUUCGAGUCGCUGGAGGUGUCGCCCAAUGUGGCCGCAGAGAUCUUUAAGGAGAACAAGCACAAGCUGGUCGCCAUUGAGGAGCAGGCAUCCCUCCACCCCAAGAAACUGGUAAAGUUGUACAGGUGCGGUGAUUUCGUUGAUGUCAGCGACGGGCCGCACAUCUCCCGGACCGGAGUCUGCUCGCAGUACGAGAUCACCGCUGCCCACAAUCUGAGCACGAGCCGGCCCGGCCUGGAGCGGAGAUUCCAGGGGAUCUCACUACCCCUUCAACUGAAGACCCUUUUCUCUGUAUGGGGAAGAUUAAGGCAGCGAUCCCAAAAACUGGUUACAGAGGACAGAAAUCGCACAGAUAACAAAAGUCAAGCAAUAGUGUGCGAGGAGAUUGGAGAGCGAGAGGUGGAGCAGGAAAGGUCACCCGGUCUGCCUUAGUUACGGCUCAAUGAAUAAAUGGACAAAUUACACGCA